Pseudoliparis swirei is the source of this 3414-nucleotide messenger RNA. RefSeq names its product von Willebrand factor A domain containing 11 (gene vwa11). Bases 53 to 2824 code for a protein of 923 amino acids. NCBI's taxonomy places the organism in Eukaryota, Metazoa, Chordata, Actinopteri, Perciformes, Liparidae. The transcript is spliced from 18 exons. The record is from RefSeq and is a predicted model, not a curated record.
CCUUCGCGUUGGAAUACUUUUCACAAACAUUAAAGCAAAACAAAGACUGAUCAUGAUGACCUCAUUGCUGGGCACUGCCCUGAUGACUCUGGUCCUAUCGGGGCCCGUGUUGACCUUUGCCCCCAUCGGGGGCGGGGGCUCCUCUCACGUCAGCAUUACGGGAACGGCCCUGCUGCAAAAAGUGACGGAGACGUGUCGGGCCGUGGCCGAGGCCGCCGGUUAUGAGUUCAAACCCACGGGUUCGUCCCCUGAGGAGCUGGUCCAGGCAUGUCUGGGUCCCACUGCAACAGGAGAAGUGUCCGGUGCCAAGUUCCACUCGGCUCUCCAAGAGAUCUACGUCCAGAACGGACUGGUGGACCGCGACUUCGUCAACAGUGCUGCACACCACUUCAACUCAGAGGCCUUCCUGGAAGGGCGGCGCCUCAUCAUGAGGGGCAACGUGGCCAUCAAGGCCAGCAUUCGCGAGGGGAACUUCCAGGCCGCCAGGGAAACACUGGGCCGGGUGCUUCACACACUGCAGGACUUCUACAGCCACAGUAACUGGGUGGAGCUGGGAUUCACCGAGCCGUACGCCAGCCUCUUACGCUCAGACCUUCCUCUGGAAAACCUGGCAGAUGUCGACACUCCGACCUGCAGUGACUGUGUCAGUGGAAAGUGCCCCAAUUCCAUCCUGCCAAACAUCCUGAAAGAGAAGAAACUCACAUCCGGCUACAUGGGGAUCUUCUCAGCUGCCAAGCCCAAAGGGAAGUGCAGCCACGGAGGAGCGGCCGACCUGACGAGCGCGGUAGAACCUCGCGGAGGAAUCAGCAAAGACGAGCGCCGCGCGGAUAACGUGGCUCUGCACACCGCCGCCGUGCAGCUGGCCACGGCCGCCAGCCUCCAGCUGCUGGAGGACAUCCGGUUGGCUGCCGGGGACCAGGACUUCCUGAGGAUGAUGGGGAUCGCUCGCUCAGCCGUCGUGUGCUUCGUCAUCGACACCACCGGCAGCAUGUCGGACGAUAUCGCGGCGGCCAGGCAAACGAUGUACGACAUUAUCGACGGUAAAAAAGGAACGCAGGACGAGCCAUCCGAGUACAUCCUGGUGCCCUUCAACGACCCCGAGUUUGGACCAAUGUUCAAGACAACAGACCCAGAUAAAAUGAAAACAGAAAUCUCUAAGCUCACAGCCAGAGGAGGUGGAGACUACCCUGAGAUGUGCCUGUCAGGACUUCAGUUGGCUCUCACCGGUUCUCCCGCCUCCUCCAACAUCUUUGUUUUCACCGACGCUAUCGCCAAAGACAUUCAUCUCAAGGACACUAUCGUUGCUCUCAUGCAGAGCACCAAGUCAACGGUGUCGUUCUUUUUAACCCGGGUAAGUAAGAGGCGCCGUCGUGAGCUCCGCGCUAGCACCUUUGAGGACUACAAGGACCUGGCGUUGGCCUCCGGAGGCCAGGCCAUCCAAGUUUCUAAGAGUCAGUUGCCUCAGGCCACAGACAUCAUCCUGGACACCUCUACUUCAGCUCUGGUGACAGUUCUUCAGCGAGCGAGGAACCCUGGGAAGAAGGAGACGUUCCCCUUCACGUUGGAUGGAUCUCUGAAGAACAUCACCAUCUACAUCACGGGAAAUGCCAUCACUUUCACGCUGACCGACCCCACAGGUGUGAGCCAGACGUACAACGAGGCCAGCGGUAAAUUGGGCACCAUCAACACGGUGGGGAACCUGCGGAGAAUUCGUCUCCACGUUGGCAGAGAUACCGGCGGCUGGAAGAUCGAGAUCAUUUCCACACAACCGUACACACUUAAAGUCACAGGUCAGAGUACCAUUACCUUCAUCUAUGACUUUGUGGAAAAAUUCGGUGGGCCUCAUGCAGGCUACGCACAACUCAGCGGGCGUCCACAAGCAGGCCAGCCGGCGACUCUGAUGCUCUCGGUGAUAGGUAGGAAAGGUCCGUCCUCCAUGACCAUCGGGUCCGUUGCCCUUGUGACCGUGUCCGGUGCCGAGACUGUUAGAAACAGCACAACAUCUGACAUGGGCAACGGAGACCUCCUGGUGACCGUCGAUCACGUCCCCGAGGGGGAGUUCGUGGUCCUCCUCAAGGGAACCGACAAAGUGUCGGCCAGUGAAUUUCAGAGACAGUCCACCACCCAAAUGUCCGUCUCCAAAGUGAACAUCAAGGCUGUGGUGGACAGCAACAUGGAGCCCGGUACAGAGUUCCAUCUCCCCUUCAGCGUCCUGACGCAGGGCUCCGGGGGCCGAUACGCCAUCAGCGCCAGAAUUGAUAAGGACUUCCCUGUGACCUACCCACGCAGCCUCACCUUGACAUCUGGAGAAUACGCUAAUUCUUCUUUGACCAUCACGCCACCUGCCGGCACGCCGUCGGGCACCGACGUCACGCUGACCCUGGAAGCCAAGUCGUCCUCAGGCGUCGACUCCAAUUACGUCGUGUUGAGAAUCUCUGUCGUCACCAAGAUCACAGAUUUCGCUCAGCCCCUGUGUGAAGUGUUGAACGUGAUGGCAUACGAUUGCCCUCGCGACGUGUCCCAGUGUGAACAUUUCCAGUGGAAGCUGGCGGCCGCCCUCACCGACGGAAACGGCACCGGGAUCGAGACGGUGUCGCUGCGCCAGGGCAGCGGAAACUUAACCACCACCUCGCUGAGCGACCCCGUCACCAGGGCCAACUACAAGGCCUCCUGCUGCUCGCAGAUUGUCGAGUUUGUCGCCGUGGAUAAAGUUGGAAACGUGGGCAGGUGCUAUCACUCCAUCGUCCGGUCCGCCGGGCCCCCGGCCUUAACGGGGCCGCUGUGGCUGUGCCUGCUGGCAUCCGCCUUCGUGAUGAGGAUUUGAAGGGUAUUAGAUACAAAAUUUACCACUAUGUUUUUGUUGACAUUUUUUUCAAAUAAGUCAGUAAUAUUCAAUUGGAAAUGGGCUAAUGAUCCUUCUCUACUUAAUAAAAUAUGAUACAUUUCAUUUAUCAACAUUGCAUUCACCUCCACUUUACAAUUAUGGUGGCGGAAAUGUGUUUCAUGUAACUUUUAGGAGAAACAACCGUGAUGAACCGUCAUUUUAAAUACAUAUUGCCAUGUGAAAUAAAGGUCUUUUAAUACGACACGAGAGCACAUCGGAUUGUUUUUAUUCCACACACCAUGAGCCCUCGUCAAGAUCGAAUAAGCAGUGUCUGAAGGAUUAAAGAGCAUCUGUAUGCGAGCACAAGGACACUGCAAUGACUUGCCAACCUCCAGGCAUCACUAAUAAUAAAACAAACAAGUUAGACAGUAAGUGCUUUAAAAAAAUAAUUUGAACGCACUAUUAUUCUACAGUAAUGUAGAACUAGCCACAUGCUUAGCAGCAUUAGAAUAAAUGGUUGUUGCACUUGUCUCACAGUGACGUUAUUCUCAACAUAUUGUGAAAAUAAUAUUCUUUCAUCAUAGGUUAUA